AGAGCCCGAACGGCUCUGAUGAAUGCCAAGGCACAUUACAUUCCACUGCAUUGUCAUACCGCGUUGGAUAGACCCAUCGCAGCGGAUACUAUUAUAAGUGUGCUGAAGUCCCUUCCGUACUGCAUGGAUAUCUAGAAUCGAACAGAAAUGCAGUGCUAUCGCUAGCAGCAAGCCUCGUCGCAACCAAAUAAGAUGUUCCGUGUCGCUCCAAUAGCGCCAUGCUGAAUCGCAAACAUAUGCUCGUAUCCUUCGUGAGCCAUAUCAAGUUUUGUAUAUCUUAGUCGCAAUCACCACCAUCCUGGUGAAGAGCCGACAUAGUCAGCGUCUUUCUUUUUCUCCAUCAUCCGUUCGAUGUCGGCCUGGGUCAUGACCUUUACGGGAGGCGUAGUCGCUGGCGUCGAACUCCCGCUUGACGCACUUUUCGCAGGCGAUGUGCCUCUGGCGAACCCAUGGAAAAUGUUGCCAAGCACUGUUGAAGAGUUUGGAGAAGUCAUUGGCUGUAGAUGCGCAUGCGACAGAGAUCGCGGUGCCUGCGAUCGUUGUGCUCGAGGCUCGUUGAGAGCGGAUUGGACUGCGGCUGUCUGGGCUUUGGCUCGCUGCUCCUGUAUAUGUGCUAGUCGCUUUGCUGCCUCGGCUUGCUCACGCUCUUCAAAGUACUGCGCCUGCAUAGAGUCGAUUGGGAACAUGACGGCGGUGGCGCGGAAUGCGGAACUUGAUGCGAAAAUACUUCAGUGGUCGGUGUCAGAUCCAGUUCAGCCGGAGACGAUUAGAAAUGCGUGCCUCUUGUCCAACUGACGACACCCUCCUAGGUGCUCACUGCCCAGACCUGGCGGUCCCGAUACCAAAACGAGGAGUUACGACGUCGCGAAAGGCGAUGGUAUACGUGCGGCGAAGCGGAGGGCGGAGAGCGGAGGGCGUCGGUUCUCUCCUCUCGCAGCGCAAUCCCGUCAACCCGAAUGUUCCUGGUUCGUGUACCUUUGUCUUUCCGAUGAAAGAAGAUGCGAUUCGUCUUCGUUACAGGAACAAAGCAGAAAAUUUGUCGGCGGACGUUUGGAACGGUGAUGAGAGUCGCGCAGUCCGGAAUCGUGGAAUUUCUGUUUUGGGUGGGGUGACAUGGUCGAAGUCAGCGAAGUUAUGCAUGGAAGUUCGCGUGCCUGCUUCCGGCAGUUCUAGAAGCGCAACAUCCGAUAACACCCUCGUACAUAUCUUCACCGAAGCACAUCGCACACUCCCGAAGUAUCAUGGAAGGCAACCUCGGGUGCGCCGGACACUCACGUUUUCCGCUUUUGGGGUAUCAUAA
Messenger RNA from Pseudocercospora fijiensis CIRAD86, 1300 nucleotides. RefSeq lists its product as uncharacterized. The transcript is spliced from 8 exons. Lineage: Eukaryota; Fungi; Ascomycota; Dothideomycetes; Mycosphaerellales; Mycosphaerellaceae. The record is from RefSeq and is a predicted model, not a curated record. The coding region runs from base 704 to 1300 and encodes 198 amino acids.